GCUUACACAGGGGCAUCACGUGAUACAGGCACGCGGCUGGAAGAGCAAAGUGCCAGACAUUUGUGUAAUGUGCUGGUUUCAGCUUGCUGUUGAACCUUUUUGGAAUUACGAUAUAUAAUGCAGUUUAACAAACGAAUAUUUUGAUGGCAUGUUAUAUAAUGAUAAUGUCUGCUGACUGGUUAGCCUGCAACGAACACGUGGACAUUGUUGUUGUUAGCCUUGUAGCUAGCUGUCAUUCAUAGGCGACGAAACGGUUAGAUCGCACUUAUUCUGGUAAUGAAACUAAGAGUACCUUGUUUGGCUCACAAAUUGAAUCAAAAGAUGAUUGUUUUCUCAACAUGACAAGUGAACGUAGAUCCCAGAAAGACUGGUAUUCUAUACUUGAAUCCAGUCCAUCGGAUAUGCUACAAGACCUCAAACAGAAGUACCAAAGACUGGCCUUAAUGUAUCACCCCGACAAGCAGGGCCCAGAUGUGACUGUGACUGAGGCAGAGGAGCACUUACACAGGUUCAUUGAGGUCGAUCAGGCUUGGAAGGUUCUGAGCAACCAGGAGACCAAGAGAGCCUACGAUCUGCAGUUACGUGCCAGCGAACUGAAUCAGAGUUGGCCAGUCGACGCCCAUGUCAGUCUGGACGACAUGACUUGGGAUGAUGAUAACGAGGUGUACACGUAUGGCUGUCGCUGUGGAGGGGAAUUCUCCAUUGGAAGAGAGGAGGCGGAGGGAGAAGAGGCCAUUGUGUGCUGUGAUACCUGUUCACUCAGCAUAGAAGUCAAGACGACAACCUGACUGUCUCAUUGUUCGCCAGACGCCUCUAAAUCCUGAAGAGCUAGAUCAAGGAGGUUCAUAGUUUUCUUUUAAUCUACAUCCACCCAACAUGUGUCCACAUUUGAACCUUUUUAAAUGGGCACCCCCAUGGGACCGUGUGCACUUGUCUAUUGGACAAUGAAAGGAAAUUUGAUUUUGCUCUUUUAAAUGUCAUGCAAUAAAAUCAUUGUGCAAAAUUCAACUAACAACCAACAAGUGAACUGUCAUGAUAAUGGGUGUGUGGGUCUCACAUGCACGCACAUAUAAUGGGCUCUAGUUUAACAGACCUUACACAAUGGUAAAUCUAAGCGCAGGUGGUAGCACUAUAGGUUCAGGGGUGUGUCAGAAAUAUUUCUGCUAUUUUCAUAAUCAAAAUUAUCGGCGCACUUGCCGUUGGGGCGAAAGGGCUGGGUUUUUGAAUAAUCAGUGUGUAGAGGCUUGGCCCCUCACUGGCCAAUCAGAACCUGCUCCAUGGCGAAAUAUUUGGUUGCUUCAAGUUCUGUAUUUAGGGUCUUUUAUGUAUUGCCUUGGAAUCAACUCCAGUUACAAUGUUAGUUCAUUUUAUAGUUUGUUAAAUAAUAAAAUGUAUACCUGACUUUGCUAAAUACAUUAACUUGAACCCAUUUGCUGUGGCUUCAAUAGCAUUCACACUGCUUUAUCACGAGCCACUUUAUAUAAUGCUUAAAUACCCUACAUUACUCCUCUCACAUGUAUAUACUGUACUCCAUACCAUCUACUGCGUCUUGCCUAUGCCGUUCGGGCAUCACUCAUUCAUAUAUUUUUAUUUACAUAUUCUUAUUCAUUCCUUUAGACUUGUGUGUGUGUGUAUAAGGUAGUUGUGGUGAAAUUGUUAGGUUAUAUUACUUGUUAGAUAUUACUGCAUGGUUGGAACUAGAAGCACAAGCAUUUUGCUACACUCGCAUUAACAUUGCUAACCAUGUGUUUGUGACAAACUUGAUUUGUUUAGGGGCUGGGCCUCCUGUAAAUUGCGUUAUGGCUGAGCAUGGACAUGUUAAAAAUUGGCAAUGCCAAAAUUCAAUUAAUUGUUGAUAAGGUCAAGAAAGAGUGAAUAAUUUGAAGCAAGUUCAGAACAAAACAAAUUGAUUUCAAAUAGGCUAUGUCACGCUUACAGGCACCAUCAUUUCUCCCUGUGGGCAUAUAAUAUUAAAACAACGUGGAGGGUUUUACACACAUCCAAACUUUUAAAAGUAGCUGGACAAAAUCCACUGUAAAGAGAGAGGGAGAAUGUCCACUCACUGUUAUAGUGCUCCCAAAUAGGUCUGUUUUCUGAACUGAAUUGAAACCUUACAGAUCAGAUCUCAUUCAGAUUAGGGGUUUAAUGCACGUCCAAAAAAAGGGACCUGCAUGGUUAAAAUAAUGUGGGCCUGCCUACAGUGCAUAGAUCAAAUGGGAAUGUCAGCUCACUGUUUAACUCCUCUCAAACUUUAAUAACGCUUUGGUGAUGUUAAGAUUGAUUUCCAAGCGUUCUCAGGAGCCAAACCCUUUAUCGACAGUCUUGACUACUUCGCGAUUGCAUUGGGCAGGACAAAAAAUGUACUUAAUUGAGAGGAGGGGAGGCUAUGCUUGGUUAUUAACCAAGUAAAAUGAAAUGGGGGGAAAACAUUUUGUAUUUUUGUUUCUCAAUACGAUGUAUACAGGCACCAAAAGCACAUCAGGCUACUCUUGUUCCAUGUUCAUAUGGGCUGUAUUUCCACUGUAAAAAUUCAUGCCAUAACCAACCAUGUUACUGCUAAAACCUGCUUUUGAUUGGUCUUAACUAUCCCUGUCAAAGCUGCCUGAAAUUAGCACUUUGGAUCAUGUUUUUAAGGACACACCUAAAAUAUUUCCACCCGUCCCAUCUGAGCGCAAGCGAGCUGAUAUAACACGGGUAAAUUGCAUAACCUGCCGUUGGGCCUGGAAAAUGCUAGUGCGGCAGUUUUUACAUGAAGAAUUGACAAACUAUAAUACGUUUUUAUGCCUUAACGCCAGCUGAAAAUAGAGCCCUUAGUCUCUGGUAGACCCUGAAGUCCUAUUGAGUAGACCCUGGAGUCCUAUUGAGUAGACCCUGGAGUCCUAUUGAGUAGACCCUGAAGUCCUAUUGAGUAGACCCUGGAGUCCUAUUGAGUAGACCCUGGAGUCCUAUUGAGUAGACCCUGGAGUCCUAUUGAGUAGACCCUGGAGUCCUAUUGAGUAGACCCUGGAGUCCUAUUGAGUAGACCCUGGAGUCCUAUUGAGUAGACCCUGGAGUCCUAUUGAGUAGACCCUGGAGUCCUAUUGAGUAGACCCUGGAGUCCUAUUGAGUAGACCCUGGAGUCCUAUUGAGUAGACCCUGAAGUCCUAUUGAGUAGACCCUGGAGUCCUAUUGAGUAGACCCUGGAGUCCUAUUGAGUAGACCCUGGAGUCCUAUUGAGUAGACCCUGGAGUCCUAUUGAGUAGACCCUGGAGUCCUAUUGAGUAAAAUAAUCUGCACUUUGUUUGCACACCCCUUCCAUUGUGAAAAGCAAAUGGCUCGGUAACUUGUUAGCUCUUAACUUUGUUUGCAUGUAAAUAAAUAUUUUUUUCCUAGA
Molecule: messenger RNA, 3373 nt
Organism: Oncorhynchus masou masou (cherry salmon)
Lineage: Eukaryota; Metazoa; Chordata; Actinopteri; Salmoniformes; Salmonidae
Gene: dnajc24
Product: DnaJ (Hsp40) homolog, subfamily C, member 24
Exons: 4
Coding region: 339-788 (149 amino acids)
Biological process (GO): positive regulation of ATP-dependent activity
Molecular function (GO): ferrous iron binding; ATPase activator activity
Source: RefSeq, a predicted model, not a curated record